Molecule: messenger RNA, 3891 nt
Organism: Poecilia reticulata (guppy)
Lineage: Eukaryota; Metazoa; Chordata; Actinopteri; Cyprinodontiformes; Poeciliidae
Gene: tbk1
Product: TANK-binding kinase 1
Biological process (GO): peptidyl-serine phosphorylation
Cellular component (GO): cytoplasm
Molecular function (GO): protein serine/threonine kinase activity; ATP binding
Source: RefSeq, a predicted model, not a curated record
CCACACCGCCUUUGCCUGCUCGCUGAUUGGUCAGUCACGGUCAGCUGACAAAGGAGCAGCGGAAGAGGAGCCGAGAGCAGCAGAGAGGAGGAUCUGCCGGCCGUCAGAAUGCAGAGCACCGCCAACUACCUGUGGCUGAUCUCCGACCUCCUGGGUCAGGGCGCCACGGCCAACGUCUACCGAGGACGACACAAGAAAACGGGCGACCUGUACGCCGUCAAGGUGUUCAACAACCUGAGCUUCCUGCGGCCGCUCGACGUCCAGAUGAGAGAGUUUGAGGUUCUGAAAAAGCUGAACCACAAGAACAUCGUGAAGCUGUUUGCCGUGGAGGAAGAGACCAACACCCGGCACAAGGUCCUGGUGAUGGAGUACUGCCCCUGCGGCAGCCUCUACACCGUCCUGGAGGAGUCCACCAACGCCUACGGCCUCCCUGAGGACGAGUUCCUCAUCGUCCUCCACGACGUCGUGGCAGGCAUGAACCACCUGAGGGAGUACGGCAUCGUUCACCGCGACAUCAAGCCGGGAAACAUCAUGAGGGUGAUCGGAGAGGACGGGUGCUCCGUUUACAAGCUGACGGACUUCGGUGCCGCCCGCGAGCUGGAAGACGACGAGCAGUUCCAGUCUCUGUACGGCACCGAAGAGUACCUGCACCCGGACAUGUACGAGCGUGCCGUCCUGCGGAAGGACCACCAGAAGAAGUACGGCGCCACGGUGGACCUGUGGAGCAUCGGCGUGACGUUCUACCACGCCGCCACCGGCAGCCUCCCGUUCCGACCGUUCGAAGGACCACGCAGGAACAAGGAAGUGAUGUAUAAGAUCAUCACAGAGAAACCAUCAGGAACCAUUUCUGGCCACCAGAAGAGCGAGAACGGGAAGAUCGAGUGGAGCACCGAGAUGCCGGUGUCCUGCAGCCUGUCCAAGGGCCUCCAGAGCCUGCUGACCCCGGUUCUGGCCAACAUCCUGGAGGCGGAUCAGGAGAAGUGUUGGGGUUUCGACCAGUUCUUCGCUGAGACCAACGAUAUCCUGCACCGCGCCGUGGUCUACGUCUUCAGCCUGCAGCAGGCCACGCUGCACCACGUCUACAUCCACGAGUACAACACGGCGGCACUGUUCCAGGACCUGCUGUGCCGCAGGACCAGCAUCCCACUGCACAACCAGGAGCUUCUGUAUGAGGGCCGGCGCCUCGUCCUGGACUCCAACCGCCAGGCCAAGACGUUCCCCAAGACCUCCAGGGACAACCCGAUCAUGGUGGUGAGCCGCGAGGUCGUCGCCACUGUUGGCCUCAUCUUCGAAGACCCGAGUCCGCCAAAGGUCCAGCCGCGCUACGACCUAGACCUGGACGCCAGCUACGCUAAGACUUUUGCUGGAGAUGUGGGCCAUCUGUGGAAAACCUCAGAGUCUCUGCUGGUGUAUCAGGAGCUGGUGAGGAAAGGAGUCAGAGGAUUGAUAGAGCUGAUGAAGGAAGACUACAAUGAAAUUCUGCACAAGAAGUCUGAGGUUUUCCGCCUGUGCAGCAUCUGCACGCAGCAGCUGGAGAAGGCAGAGCACCUGUUGGAGGUUCUGAUGCAGGCCAACAUGCUGACCUCGGAGUACGAAGACAUCGCUGACAUGCACAAGAAGGCCCUCAGGAUCUCGAGUUCUCUGGAUCCCAUCGAGAGAACGACGCAGGACGUCAAGAGCAAGAUCCUGCCUGGAGGGGUUCUGACCGACAGCUGGACCCUGCAGGUCGGGACGCACCCCGAGGACAGGAAUGUGGAGAAAAUCAAGGUCCUGCUGGACGCCAUCACUGCCAUCUACCAGCAAUUCAAGAAGGACAAAGCAGAACGACGUCUUCCAUACAAUGAGGAGCAGAUCCACAAGUUUGAUAAGCAGAAGUUGGUGAUCCAUGCUGGCAAAGCUCGCUCUCUGUUCACCGACGAGUGUGCCAUGAAGUACCGACUCUUCAUAUCCAAGAGCGAGGAGUGGAUGAGGAAGGUCCACCAUGUUCGGAAGCAGCUGCUCGGUUUGUCCGGUCAGCUGAUCGGCGUGGAGAAGGAGGUGACCGUGCUGCUGGACCGGGCCGCCAAGCUGCAGGAACAGCUUCCCCAGAAGGUUCUGGUUCCGAACGUGAUGAAGGCCCAGUCGUACCUCAGCCCCAACACACUGGUGGAGAUGACGCUGGGGAUGAAGAAGCUGAAGGAGGAGAUGGAGGGAGUCGUCAAGGAGCUGGCGGAGAACAACCACUUCCUGGAGAGGUUUGGGACUCUGACCCUGGACGGAGGGCUGAGAGGCUGACCCGGUCCGCGGCGCCGUGUACAUACGCUCUGUAAAUACUGUUGGACUCUGACGGGCCCCCCGACCCGACCUGCUGGGGAACCAUACAUCAGAACCGCUCUGUUGGACGCAGAACCCACCAUCACGUUCAUGACUCCAUUCUCCAAAACAGAGCCGGGCCAGAACUUCCAGCAGAACCUCCCGUUGCACACCAAGGCCGGAUCUUCAGCUGAAUGCUUGUUCAAAAAUGAGACGGAACAACGUUUGAGUCGUGGUGUUUUCCUUUAAAUACUGUCAGACACAUCACAGCAGUAACACAGCAUUAUGCUGCCAUAACCUGAUGGGAUUAUUAGCUGAUCCUGCAGCUCAGAGUUUACUGGAGGAUAUUACUCAUCUAGUUUUUAUUAUUUCUAUUUUUAAAGUUCUAAAUAUGUUGACAAUGUUUCAUUGUCACAGUAGCAGCAGACCCAAACGUGCUAAAUGCAGACACAGCAGCAGUCUGGGUCGGGUCUAAUGAAGCUCCAGCUGAUGAGUCGAUAUGUUUGCAUAUCCUCCUCCUUUCUGAUGAUCAGCAUAUGUUCUGAAUAUUCAUGAAGGCAAAAACAUGAAAUUAAACAGCAACAAUUUGGGUAUUUAGCCUGACAAGACAAAAAUAAACAUUUUCAUCACUUUCAUUUACAAAUGUCACUGUUUCAAGCUAAAUAUAGAAAUUGGAGCUAAAUAUUUAGAUAACUACUACUUAUAGUAUUAAGCUCUGAGUAUUUAACAUCGUUAGUUGACUGCUGGGUAAAUAUCUUGUUUAUUUAGCACAGCGCUAGCUCAAUAGCUAGUUUACAAACUUCGCUAGUUCAGAACUAAAUAUUUAGCUAAUAUGCUAAUUUUCUUGCUGAUAAGCGGAAGUGGACUAUCAAAAUAAAAGUACUGAAGUAUAAACUGCUGGUGAGAUAGAAAUGCUGAUGCGUCGCUGUUGUAGCCGUGUUGACUUUAAAACGACUCAACCUUUGUUCGACAUGUUCAGAAGAAUCGACCAUAAAGAGGUAACAUAACUCGAUUAGAAGAGUGCAGUUUAUAGAUUGUAGUUUAUUUUGGCAGUCCACUUCCGUUUUUCUGCCGGAGAAUUAGCAUAUUGGCUAAAUAUUUAGCUAGUGGCAAAAUUUGUCCGAUUAAAUAUUUAGCUUUGUAACUGAGACUCAUGAAUAUAUAAAUAAAGUAGCAAAAGUAUAACUCAAACUGUAUUUUAUUUUAUUUUUUUUGCUCUGACAAGUUAAAAAACCCAAAUUGUUGCUGUUAGUUUUUGACUAACGAGCUGCGCAGUCCUGAUUAGCUCUCCAGCAACACGCUAAGCUUUUACAGAUCAGGUCCUGGAUCAGAUCUGCUCGCUUUUAUUUCAUUUUUCCGAAUCUAACCCCGACUGUUUCCCAGACUCAGGUUCUUAACAGUAAACCCAGUUUACAUGACGGUUCUGUUAAAGACAAAACCACUUAUUGACACAAAUAAUUCAGCUGAACAAAUCGCCAAGAACCCUGGAUCAGAUAAAGUUCCCCUGGAUGUUUGGGAAAUAAUUUAUAUCAUUUUGGUGAAAGUGUGUAGCUUUAAUUGUUCAGAAAAACAUUAGAAUAAACCCAGUUCAAUGUCCAA